Molecule: messenger RNA, 1881 nt
Organism: Dictyostelium purpureum
Lineage: Eukaryota; Evosea; Eumycetozoa; Dictyosteliales; Dictyosteliaceae
Exons: 2
Coding region: 1-1881 (626 amino acids)
Molecular function (GO): asparagine synthase (glutamine-hydrolyzing) activity
Source: RefSeq, a predicted model, not a curated record
AUGUGUGGUAUUAGUGGAUGGGUUAAUUGGUCAAAUUUGGAUCUUUUAAAAGAAAUUGAUACAAUUCAAAAAAUGAAUCAAGCAGUCUUUCAUCGUGGUCCAGAGGAAGGUGGAUUUUUUACAUGUUCGGAUGCUUUAUUUGGUCAUCGUAGAUUGUGUGUAAUUGAUGCAGCUGGAGGUAAACAACCAAUGGAAUACAAAAAAGGUGAUAAAUCAAUUGUUUUGUGCUUCAAUGGAGAGUUAUAUAAUUUUCAAGAUUUAAGAAAAGAGUUGGAGCAACUUGGUCAUACUUUUAAAAGCCAUUCAGAUACCGAAGUUAUUUUAAUGUCCUAUGUAGAGUGGGGUGAAGAAUGUGUAAAGAGAUUAAAUGGUAUGUUUGCAGUUGCCAUCUUUGAUCAAGAAAAGGAAAGGUUAUUUUUUGCCAGAGACCAUCUUGGAAUUAAACCUUUAUUCUAUUGCAUUAGAGGGGACUCAAUUUUGUUCGGUUCAGAAAUUAAGGUCUUGCUAUCCAACAGCAAGUUGGUACAACCAUUGGUAGAUAAGGAUGGUGUUGCACAACUCUUUUAUUUGGGUGCUUUUCGUACACCGGAAACUGGUUGUGUAUUCAAAGAUAUUAAUGAAUUGGGUGCCGGAAAAACAAUUACCUUUAAUAAAUCUGGAGGUUCUUUUACAACAAGUGGUGAAAAAGAGUAUUGGAAUUUAAAGUGUGCUCCACAUACCGAUGAUUUAAAAGCAACCGAAAAAAAGCUUAGACACCUUAUUGAAGCAGCUCUUUCAAGACAAUUGGUAUCAGAUGUCCCAAUUACCUUUUUACUUUCGGGUGGUUUGGCCUCAAGUGCUUUAGUUUCGUUAGCGACUUCUCUAGCAAAAUCAGAUUCACUACCAGAGCAAUCACCAAUUAAUCAAAAAAGUGUUCUAAAAACAUUUUCAUGCGAAUUUGAAGGUGAUGAAAAAGAAUACAAGGAGGAAAUAGCAGGUCCAAAGAAACCAUGGAUGGAAAAAGUCGUUGAUAAUGUCCAAAGUGAACAUACAUCUACUCAAUGUAGUGUAGACCAACUUUUAGACAAUUUGCUAUCACCAAUGAGAGCUAGAGAUUUACCAAGCUUUUCAAAAUGGGAAACACCUUUAAGAUUAAUGCUCAAAAAAGUUAAAGAACAUGGUGUAGUUUUAAUUUCUGAUGAAGGAAGUGAUGAAAUUUUCUCUGGUUACGAUUGGUUCAAAAAAGAAGAGGCAUUGAAAAUGGAAAGAUUACCAUGGAUCGGUCAGUGCUACGCCCAUUUUAACAAGUAUUUAAAUAGCAAAGUAUUAAAUAGUGUAGACUAUAUUAAAUAUGGCGAAAAUAUUUAUAAAAAGGCUAUUGAAAGAAUUCCAAUGUUGGAGGGUGAAGACGAGGCACAACAAAAGCAAAGGAUUCAAUCAUGGUUAUUCAUCAAGUAUUUUCUAAUUUAUAUGUUGGAGAGAGAAGAUAGGGUUAGUAUGUCACAAUCACUUGAAGUUAGAGUUCCUUAUUGCGACUUUAAUUUGGUAGAGUAUUGUUGGAAUAUUCCAGACAAUAUUAAAUCUGUUGGUGAUAUCGAAAAGGGAAUUUUACGUCGUUCAAUGAUCAGCCAGCUACCAAGGGAUAUUCUUAACCAUCAAAAAGAUAGAUACCCCCUUUCGGUUCAAGAUACAAACUAUUUUAUAGGUAUUUGUAAUAUUUUACAAAUUAUUCUCCUGGAUUCAAAUUCACCAAUUUUAAUGUUUAUCAAGUGUGAACCAAUUAACGAGAUUAUCGAAAAUAAAAACAAACAAUUAUACCAAACCCACGAAAACCAAGUAGUAAUCGAGCAUUUAAUUCAGGUUAAUAAUUGGAUUUUAGAAUACAAGGUUAAAUUUGUUUAA